UUCUAGGGAUUUUUGACUCUAAGGAUUUGGGCUUCUAGGGAUUUGGAACUUUAGGUAUUUACUACUCUAGGGAUUUCAAUGUUUAAAAAAUAAAAAAUUUGAGAAUAUAAAAUUUUGAAAUUUGGUAAUUUAGUUUAGGAAUUUACAAACCUAAAUAUUUAGAAAUUUAGAACGUUGUUUAUCUCACAAGAUCUUUCAAUCUCUAUUUAUCUAUCAACAAAAUUCAAAAGAUCAAUUACCAAAAUCAAUAUCAAAUCAUUUUCACAAUGGAACUAAAUUGUAAAGAGUAUCCAAUAUUCCACAAACACCACUCACAUAUUAAUUACAUCUCGUAACUGUUAUAUCACCACAGUAACAGAAGAAUAACUCAUCUAAGCAAGAAUCGAUUCGAGAAUGCCAAACGAACGCAAGCAACUGAACGCAUCGCACAGCCCCACCACUGAAGUUCUCCUUCUCCCAGUUAACCACACAAUCGUCUACAAUUACCGCGAUCCGUGACACCGCAAUCGUGUCAUGAUUCGCUUGAUCGAAACACAAUACGCGAUGUCGAACUUUCAUUAAUAUCGCAUGAGCGACCUAUAGAUUUUCAACCCUUCAAUAACUGAACCCUUUCGCCCCUGGAAUAUGAUGCCGCAAUCUACACCUGCCAGCGAACGAUUAAUCCAUACGUUUCGCGAAAUAUCGAAUGUCCACUGUUUUAACUGCACAACUGUUUGAACAAUCCUUUUCGCGCUGAGGACUUCGACUUGAAACAUGUUGCAGGAAAAUGGGCCAUGCAGCAACGUGUACAACAUUCCUUAUUGCAAAAUGCUGAGGAAAUAUUUGUUACUUUUUGGACAGGACCCGUAUCAAGGUAAUGGGACUCGUAACGUUAUUACAGUUGUGAUGGUGCUUGGUUUACUUGGCGUUAUUGUUCCUACGUCAAUUGAAGUGUACGUUUCGCUGCUGGAAAAAGACAUGGACGCCGUCAUCGAAUGCAUGCCGCACUUAAUCGCCGCCAUAACAACCAUCGUCAAAAUACUAAACGGUCAUCUGAACAAAGAAAAUUUUCGAAGAUUGUAUCAACUGAUGAUAGAAGAAUGGGAAUUAUUGGAAAUGAACAACGAAGUGGAUGUCCUUGAUAAAAUUACUGAACAAGGAAGUAAAAUUGCUCAAUUGUACAGGAGUACACUAUUGGGAGCCCUAGGAAUAUUCUUAAUGAUUCCAUUGAUCGCCCCUCUUCUGGACGUCGUUUUACCUUUAAACGAAACCCGACCACGACAGCAAUUGUUCAAAGUGAAUUACGUGGUGUUCGAUGAGAGGGAUUACUUCUUUCCCGUGUAUUUUCAAUUGGCUAUAGGCGCGUUCAUUAUAGUGACGGGUAUAAUCACCAUCGACUCCUUGUACAUGGUCAUCAUUCAUUAUAACAGUGGAAUGUUUGCUGUGUGCGGGUACCAGGUGCAGAAGGCAACGAAAUGCUACGACAUGAACAGCGAUAGAACUACAGUAGCAGAGGACGACUGUCAACGCUUCAAACGCUGUGUGCUCACGCAUCACAAGGCUCUCCAGUUUUACGAGAUACUGAAGGAGAACAGCACGAACAGUUAUUUACUACAAAUCGGCUUCAACAUGAUUGGUAUAAGCGUCACAGCCGUUCAGACGGUAUUGAACCUGGAUUCCGAUAAAACAGAAGAGGCGGUUAGAACCGCAGUAUUUCUCGGCGCUGAACAAUUUCACCUGUUCGUCAUUAGUCUACCUGGACAAGUGCUCAUAGAUCAUUGUUCAGAACUCGUAGUUCACCUGUACUGUUCUACUUGGCAUCAGGCACCCAUAAAAAUUCAAAGGAUGAUAUAUCUCAUGCAAAUAAGGGCCAGCAAACUGUGCAUACUAACAGCCGGUGGAUUGUAUCAAAUAAAUAUGGAGAACUUUGCAUCGGCAUUCAGAAUGUGUAUGUCGUACAUCACAAUGCUGCUGUCGGUGAGGGAGUGAUUCAUCGUUGCUCAUGUUGCAUUUGUGACCUGAAUUUAGACCAAUUAUAAAAAUUUAUAAAAAUACUAUGGGUUAUUUCUGUAGUAGAGUGUAUAU
Molecule: messenger RNA, 2064 nt
Organism: Megachile rotundata (alfalfa leafcutting bee)
Lineage: Eukaryota; Metazoa; Arthropoda; Insecta; Hymenoptera; Megachilidae
Biological process (GO): detection of chemical stimulus involved in sensory perception of smell; sensory perception of smell
Cellular component (GO): plasma membrane
Molecular function (GO): odorant binding; olfactory receptor activity
Source: RefSeq, a predicted model, not a curated record